Molecule: messenger RNA, 783 nt
Organism: Fraxinus pennsylvanica
Lineage: Eukaryota; Viridiplantae; Streptophyta; Magnoliopsida; Lamiales; Oleaceae
Source: the annotation of a GenBank genome assembly
AUGGGUCGUGUAAUCCGGGCACAGCGUAAGGGAGCAGGAUCCGUUUUCAAGUCCCACACCCAUCAUCGCAAGGGUCCGGCCCGAUUCCGUUCCCUGGACUUUGGUGAGCGCAAUGGCUACCUUAAGGGUGUGGUGACAGAGAUCAUUCACGAUCCUGGACGAGGUGCACCACUUGCCCGAGUCACCUUUCGCCACCCCUUCCGGUACAAGCACCAGAAGGAACUGUUCGUCGCCGCCGAGGGUAUUUACACUGGUCAGUUCCUUUACUGUGGUAAGAAGGCCAAUCUAGUGGUUGGUAAUGUUUUGCCCCUUAGAGCCAUCCCCGAAGGUGCCGUCGUUUGCAACGUCGAGCACCAUGUUGGUGACCGUGGUGUUUUCGCUAGGGCCUCUGGGGACUACGCUAUUGUUAUCUCACACAACCCUGACAAUGGAACCUCUAGGAUUAAGCUUCCUUCAGGAGCCAAGAAGAUUGUGCCCAGUGGCUGUCGUGCCAUGAUUGGCCAAGUUGCUGGAGGAGGACGUACUGAGAAACCACUGUUGAAGGCCGGUAAUGCUUAUCACAAGUUCAGAGUGAAGAGGAACAGCUGGCCUAAGGUUCGUGGUGUUGCUAUGAAUCCCGUGGAGCAUCCCCAUGGUGGUGGUAACCAUCAACAUAUUGGUCAUGCAAGUACUGUUCGUCGGGAUGCACCACCAGGGCAAAAGGUUGGUCUUAUUGCAGCUAGGAGGACUGGUCGUCUACGUGGUCAAGCUGCUGCUACAGCAUCUAAAGCUGAUAAGGCUUAG